Messenger RNA from Doryrhamphus excisus (bluestripe pipefish), 2358 nucleotides. It is a transcript of the gene gdpd5a, whose product is annotated as glycerophosphodiester phosphodiesterase domain containing 5a. Lineage: Eukaryota; Metazoa; Chordata; Actinopteri; Syngnathiformes; Syngnathidae. Gene Ontology annotation, biological process: positive regulation of neuron differentiation; lipid metabolic process. Gene Ontology annotation, cellular component: plasma membrane. The record is from RefSeq and is a predicted model, not a curated record. Gene Ontology annotation, molecular function: glycerophosphodiester phosphodiesterase activity.
CCUCCCAUCUCGAGGAGGAUUGGUAAUCUGGUUUUCUUCUGUCGCCACAGCAACAACUACCUUCACUAAAUGACUGGAAUAAAACAUUAGAAUAUUAUAUUUUUUUUGUUUGUUUUUUUUCUCAACCUGAAGUAGACUCAUGUUUGACGAUCGUCGCUGUCAUUUUGAGUCCAAUGAAAAGAAAGUGAACUGCUUUAACAUCAUGCUGUCGUCUAAUGGAAUAACUCUUUAAAAAUAUUUAAACUUCUCAGGAAAGGAAAAUAAAGGCUGCGUUCUGAGUUCCCAGGCUAGUGUGGGAUGCUAACAAGCUGGUGGUACGUUGAGGCUAGAGGAGCAUGGUGAAACACCAACCCUUCCAGGUCUAUGAGAAGCAAGUGUUUGUGUCCCUCGUCACUGGCAUCUAUGGUUGCCGCUGGAAACGCUACCAACGCUCUCAAGACGACAGCUCCAGGUGGGAAUGUUCAUGGUUUGUGAUCCUGAGCACCUCCUUCCUUCUGCUUCUCUUUUGGGCCUACUUCUGGUUGGUGGCUCAGAAUGAUUUUAAUGAGUUCAACUGGUCAGUCUAUAACCGCUCCGGGGAAUGGAGGGACGAGACGGUCCCCAUUGUGGCAUCCACCAUUGUAGGAUUCAGCUAUAUUUCAGCUUUGAUGAUCUUGGCACUUUUCCACAUAUCCUUGGGUCAGCAGUUGAAUCUCUACUGGCUGCACAAGAUCGGAGUGCUGGCUACGCUGCUGACCACCAUCUCUGGGGUUGUCUCUGUUGAAGAUGUAUGGGGCGAGGAGUGGGGCGUCCUGCUGGUGUCGCUGCAGUUCACAGCACCGUUCCUGCAUAUCGGAGCACUAACGACGGUCACGGCUCUCAGUUGGCUGGUCGCUGGAUAUGUGGUCCGCAGGGAGAGAUCCAAUUUCCAAAUGAUGGUAUUGAUCAUCUACAUCAUCAUUCUCCUGGCCCUUUAUUUGGCACCGCUCACAUUCACCUGCUCCUGCAUCAUGGACCACCACGGCCUCAAACCUCGACCGGACGUUAUCGGAAGACGUGGAGCUCCAAUGCUGGCCCCAGAAAACACCAUGGUGUCCUUCAACAGAGCCCUCCUGCAUGGCGCCAGCUCCCUGGAGGCUGACGUCACUCUCAGCGUGGACGGGAUUCCUUUUCUCAUGCGAGAUCACACCUUGAGACGAACCACGGAAGUCGGGACGGUCUUUCCAGACAGGCAGCAUGACGACGCUUCGUCCUUCAACUGGACAGAGUUACGGUCCCUCAACGCGGGUCGGUGGUUUCUCGAGAGGGACCCCUACUGGACAGUCCGGACAUUGACCGGAAGGGAUCGGGGCAGAAUCGGCAACCAGACGGUUUGCAGUCUGUUGGAUAUGCUUCGCCUGGCGGUCCGAGCCAACAGUUCGGUUUUACUGAACAUCCGCCGACCCCCGCCGGGACACCCUCGGCACUGGAGCUGGUUCAUGGACACGAUGUGGGCCAUGCAGAAAGCAGGGAUUUCCCAUAAGAGGGUGACGUGGACCCCAGACACGGACCGGGGGCGGGUCAGGGGCUUUCAGCAGACCACAAACGAGAAGCUGUCGGUGUCGGAGAUCAAGCAGCGGGGCAUUAGCAGCUUGACCCUUCACUACAGCCAGGCCAGUCACAAAGAGAUACAGGAGUAUCUAGCCAACAAUGUGAGUGUGACGGUCUACCCGGUGAAUGAGCCGUGGCUGUACUCGCUCCUGUGGUGUAGCGGGGUGCCUUCCGUGUCCUCCGACGCCCCCCAAGUCCUCCGAAAGGUGCCUUACCCCAUCUGGCUCAUGAGCCACAAAGCUUACGGCUUCAUUUGGGUCACGUCUGAUCUCGUCUCGCUGGCUGUGGUGAUCGGAAUCUUCAGUUUUCAGAACUUUCAUAUGAUCAGGUGGAGGAUGAGCGGAAUUCACAACUGUAACCCGGAGCAGAUUAUGCUGAGCGCUGUGCCAAAUCGCUGCGGCGGUCGGGACGUAAACAUCAUGAAGGAGAAGCUCAUUGUCUCAGAACUCAACAACGGGCUGAGCAGCACAGAGGAGCUGUCGUUGUAUCCCGAGAACGCCGAUACGAGAUACUCUCAUGGAGGCCUCAGUCGCUGAGGGAAUAACGAUAUACAGCACAGCUGCUUUUAAUGACGAGCUCCUAGUGGCCAUGUUGUGUAGUACACACAGUACACGGUCUGCUAGUGAGUACUUUGCUGAUGUUUUGUUUUUAUUUUUCUUAUUUUCAUUCAUUUUUCUUUUUUUUUAGCGUACUCAAUGCUAAUGUAAAUGACUUCUUUUGCAUACUUUCCAUUCAGAAUGGCGAUAAAGAAUUGCAUUUGAAAUAAUAAAAAUAAUUCAUGAAAAGAGA